Messenger RNA from Strongylocentrotus purpuratus (purple sea urchin), 2991 nucleotides. RefSeq lists its product as uncharacterized. The transcript is spliced from 6 exons. Lineage: Eukaryota; Metazoa; Echinodermata; Echinoidea; Camarodonta; Strongylocentrotidae. Bases 34 to 2691 code for a protein of 885 amino acids. The record is from RefSeq and is a predicted model, not a curated record.
AUUUCUGCAUAUUGAUUUCAGGCAUUGCCAUCCAUGUCGUAUCACCAGUUUCCAGAGGACUACAUUUCUGUGAGAGUGAGAAGGACAUGUGACACCAUGGAUGGAUUUUGCCUUCUCUAUCUGCUCCUGAUCCUCUUGAUGAGAUCUGGCGACGUUGAAACCAAUCCAGGUCCUAACACGGCAGUAAGUACUGUCAGUGAAAAGGAGUUCCUGAAGCUGGCCCAGGCUAUCUCUCCAUCUUACUACAAUUAUGUAGGGAUAUCUCUAGGGAUCCCCCAUGCUCAGCUACAAGCAAUCCUGAGUGAGAAGUUGAUGAACUACACCAAUGCAUUUUUGCAUGUAUUCAUGAAAUGGAAUGUCAUGCAGCCUCCACAGUCAAACAAACGGCGGAUUUUGGCAGACAAACUUCGAGAGAUUGAUUUGGGUGGCAUAUCAGACAGAUUACUCAAUGAACCUCCAAUUCCAGACAGCACAGGAAGGCCAUCAAGACUGCUCGAAUCACAGACCAAACCUCCCUCAGCUGAAUCUCUGACCAAACUACUUUCUCCUGAACUUGUUGAGCGGUGUGCAAAUGAUUUCAAGUUCAAGUACAGGUCAACUCUGUGUAAGAUCAGAGCUGAUCCUCUCAAUCCUGCUUCCUCUGUGCAGUUUGAUGACAUGUAUACUAAUCUCUUCUUAUUAGAAGAACAUGGGACAGAGAAGCGAGUGCUAGAUUACAAUGAUAUCCUUGAUCUCAAAGUCAAUGGAGAGUUCCCAAAGCGGAUCAUGGUUCAGGGAGAGGCAGGGGCUGGAAAAACUACAUUCUGUGCCAAGAUUGCCUGGGACUGGAUUCAAGGGAUGUAUUUCAGUGACUUUGUGUGGGUCUUGAUUGUUCCUCUACGUGAAUUUAAGCAUCACUCUAUUGGCAAGAUUGCAAAGUCUUAUCUGGCCAAAAACAAUCCAGCAACGGUUUCUCAGAUUACUGAGUAUAUCCGUUCAAAUCCUGACAAGGUAUUCAUCGCAUUCGAUGGGCUAGAUGAAGUCAGUGGCAAAAUCAUGGAGACAAAAUCUUGCGAAUCCCAGCCUACUGAUGAAAUGCAACUUCAGACAUCACAGCCAAGUGUCACCUCCUCAGAGACAGGUGGAAGCCCAUCUGAGACUGGUGAUAUUGGACUUGUAGAUAUUCUUUGUUCAGAUCAACUUGCCUCUUGCCCAGUCUUGGUGACCACUCGCCCAUGGAGAGCAGUAGAGAUUAGAUCAAAUGGUGAUCUAAUGAAGCUCUACACAUUCAUGCAUGUUCAGGGUUUCAGGAGAGAGAAUUUGUCGGUUUACAUUCACAAAUACUUUCCAAAGAAUGAUGAUAAAGCAAAUCAGCUUAUCCAGUUCACUAAUGAUAAUGAUGUCAUAUCUGAAAACAUGGCCCACUUUCCUAUAUAUGUAGCCAUGUUGUGUCUUAUGUGGAAAGAACUUGAUGAGCAAAAGCUAAAGGAAAUGAAAUCACUGACAUCUUUUUCUCAGAUAUUCAAAGAAAUGAUUGCCUUUCUAAAAGAACAUUAUGCUCAGAAAGAAGUGAAGAAAGUAGGCAGCCCCUCACUUAUUGCCUAUUUGAAACAAAUUGAUGAGCUCCUUGGACCGAUUGGCAAACAGGCCCUCAAUGGUCUGCUAGAAAAUACAUUGGUUUUUGGUGAAGAUGAUUUUGAAAUAUGCCCAGAAUCCAUGGACACUGCCUGUAGGGCUGGGAUUUUGUCUCAGGAGGACAGAAUUACAGAUAGCAUAGACAUACAUCAGAGGAAUUCUCAUGUGCAAUCGGCAGUCUUCUUCCCUCACAAACUGUUUCAGGAUUACAUGGCGGGAGUCCAUCUUGCUUCCCUGUAUGAAUUAGAUCACAAUGAAUUCAACAGGCUGAUUGAGGAAGCAGUGCUACCAAGGAAAGAGGAGUUUAGGUAUCUCCUGUACUUCACUGUGUCACAAAACCAAAGCAUUGCAACGCAUGUAAUGAAGUCUAUGCUCCAGGGACCAUACAUGAACAGAUGGGCUCCACGGCCACAGGAACAGCUAGAUUUCAUUGUUGAUGUAGCCUUUGAGAGUCAGGACCCAGCUGUAGCAGCCUUGGUGAAAGACAGGGUUUCAUCAAAGGAGAUUGAGCUGACAGUGGACACAUUUGUGACGGCACACACUGUAGCAGGUUAUGCAUUCAUUAGACCACAUGUGGUUGAACUCCAUAUCGAGAGAGAUUGUGGACCUAUUAUGUCACUUGAUGUGGCAGAGAUAAUAUGGUCCAUGCCAUCCUUGAAGAAAGUUUCUCUACUCGGUGCAUUCCAUCAUUGUUUUUUUCAAACACUUGCAAAGAAAGGAACAGAAUCAAAGGUCCGGACUCUCAAGCUUCAUGGUGUCAAGUGUCCCACACCAGCCUCAUCACGUUACCUAGCAGAAGCACUGUGUUCUUUUCCAAAACUGACUGACCUGACACUUGGAAUGGUUCUAAAUGAGGAGUUCUACUCUACAUUCAGAGCAAAGGCAUCAUCUAUACAGGUCCAGACUCUCAAGCUUCUUAUUGACCAGUGUCCAACACCAGCCUCAUCACAUCACCUUGCAGAAGCACUGGGUUCUAUGCCAUACCUGACUGACCUGACACUUGGAAGGAUUCUCAAUGAGGAGUUCUACUCUACAUUGAAAGCAAAGGCAUCGUCCAUACAGGUAUGUUUGUCCUAAUGUAAAUGUCAUGGAGGGUCAUUGAAAGAAAGAAACAGCAGUAACGGUUAUAUGAUGCAUACAUAUAUGUUUUUUUCUUCCAAACACCAUUUUUUUAAAGGCCAUUAACUUGAUAUAUAUUGGAAUAGUCAUGAAACGUGGAAUGAAAGCACACUUCACAAAUGCUGAUUUACCUAUUAUUUGCUAUUUUAUCCAAACUACGCCUCCAUCGAGAACUCUUUAAAAACGUCACAUUCGCGCAUGCCCCACCCCCCGUACAUCGCCUUCCCAUAUGAUUCAUGUGCGCCACGCACGUCCGCC